Messenger RNA from Drosophila hydei, 1571 nucleotides. It is a transcript of the gene Wbp2, whose product is annotated as WW domain-binding protein 2. The transcript has 6 exons. Gene Ontology annotation, molecular function: chromatin DNA binding; transcription coactivator activity. NCBI's taxonomy places the organism in Eukaryota, Metazoa, Arthropoda, Insecta, Diptera, Drosophilidae. The record is from RefSeq and is a predicted model, not a curated record. Gene Ontology annotation, biological process: positive regulation of DNA-templated transcription. Gene Ontology annotation, cellular component: nucleus. The coding region runs from base 125 to 1537 and encodes 470 amino acids.
AAAGCAAUCGAGAUGUGUUAUGAAAAUAGUUUAACAAAAUUUUGACUCCGGCUGCGCCGUGUAGAGGUGUAGCAGUUUUCUUUUAUUGACAUGCAGGGCUGCUGUAAAUAAUUUGGUAGCCUAAAUGUGGUAUUUAUUAGGCAUUCCAAUGCGGCAUCGCCGCUGUGUACACACUGUUCAUGAUUCAUCAGCUGUCGUUAAUUCGAGAAAGUUUAGAUUGAAAACAACAGGAAAACACAACGCAGUUUACACUAAAUCUUACAAAUCAUUGUGUAAAUUGUUAAAAAAACUAUUAAAUAUGUCGAUCAACACGGCACACGCCAAUAAUGGUGUGCUGAUACAUGCUGGGGAGUACAUUCUGCUGCACAGCGACAGCGUGUCAAUGGAGUUUUCUGGUCAGGAUAAUAACCUGUUCAAAGGCUCCAAGCAAGGACGAGUUUAUUUGACAUCUCAUAGAAUGAUUUUCAAUAGCAAGAAACCCAGUGAUGCAAUGCAAUCGUUUAGUGCACCUUUUGUAGCUCUUUCGGAUGUUGAAAUUGAACAGCCCGUUUUUGGAGCAAAUUACAUUAAGGGUAAAGUCCGAGCCCAGCCUAAUGGCAAUUAUGUGGGCGAGGUCAAGUUCAAGCUGUACUUCAAGUCAGGCGGAGCUAUUGAGUAUGGUCAAGCCUUGUUGCGCGCUGCUAAGACCGCUCAAAGCAACUUUCAUCGUGGCGGUCUUGCUGGAGAUGAUCCGCCACCAUAUGCACCAGCUGGUGCUUGGCAUGAGGCGCCACCACCGGCAUACCAGCCACCACCAGGAUAUUAUGGCUGGUUGCCACAACAUGAUGCCUUCAGUGGACCGGCACCAAACACUGUGUUUAUAAGUGACAAUCCGCCGCCGUAUCCGGGCAUUACACCACCAAACAGUCAACCAGCACCACAUCCUCCGCAGCAGCAGGGGCAGCAAACUGAUUCCACUUGGUACGGUUUUUCAGCACCACCACCAGAUCAGCCGCCUCAGCAGCAGCCUGGCUAUGGACCCCAAGGUGGUUGGGGUGGCGGCUAUGCACAACCGCCGCCGUACGCAGCCUGUAGGCCGGACAUUGCGCCGGGAGCGCCUUAUAAUGGACAGCCACCCGUAGCUCCCUAUGGAGGCUAUAAUCCAAAUAUACCUGGCGGUUUUAUGCAACCUAAUUUUAUUCCGCCGCAGCAACCCGGUGGUUAUCCUGGUUCUGCGCCACCACAGCAACCCGGUGGUUAUCUUGGUUCUGCGACACCACAGCAACCAAGCGCUUACCCGAGCUCUGCUCCCCCUUCGCAGGCUCCAGCAAACAGCUCUGCAGCCUUUUCUGCCGCCAGUGCAGCAGGAAGUAGCACUACAGCUAAUUUUAUGGGCUUCAGCCUGCCCCCUGGAAAUUCCAAAGAAGCUGAGGCCGCUGCUAGCGCUUAUAAUACACCGUAUAAUCAAGGAGGCCCCCGUGGACCAGGACCCGACGAUAUGCCGCCAUCAUAUAAUAACUUGCCACCCAGCUACAGUGAUGCCUCGAAGAAGCAGUAAUUAAACUAGCUUAUCAAAAUUCAAAAGUGUUAUU